AUGCAUUCCUCUCUAAACCGCGCGCAGGCCGUCUUCGGCUUCUUCACCACUGUCGCCCUAGCGGUCGCUGGACUGGCUGCAUUAUCGACCCUCUUGUUCCCAACAGAUAGCACAACAGCCUCCGUAUCAUUGAAGAACGUUAACGUUGUCAAAGGCCGGCCGCAUUAUUACUCCAGCAAACGCGAAGAGUAUGCCCAGAUCCGGUUCGACCUAGACGCAGAUCUGUCCCCGCUAUUUAACUGGAACACAAAGCAACUUUUCGUCUACGUGUACGCGACGUACUCGUCCUCAGACAAUGCAGACUCUCAGCUCCGUGACUCCGAGGCCGUGGUCUGGGAUGUUAUCAUCCCUAACGUGAAGUCUCCGUAUUCCUGGGACAUUCUGAAGGGAAAAGCGGUGGCCUUGCUUCCAGCUUCUAUCACUGGCUCCUCAUCUUCAGGCAAGCGGCCCUCGAAACGCACUAAGUCUAAAACUGUCAAGAAGGAGAAGGCGCCUGAAACGCCUGGUGUUCUGAGAUUGCAUGGCCAGAAGGGUAAAUACCAGAUCAGCGAUAUCACUGGUGUGUUAGCGGGACGUAAAAAUGUGACGCUUUCUGUUGGCUGGAAUGUGCAGCCGUGGGUUGGAGCAUUGUGGUGGAGUCCUGGGUCUGGAACUGUGCCUCGGACUGAGGGCACUGUUGUGCAGAGCGAGGCUUUUGAUUUCCCGGAGUUGAAGGUAAAGAAGUCAGAAGCUGCACAGCAGCAAGAGGCACAGAGUGCUUAG
Penicillium taxi is the source of this 762-nucleotide messenger RNA. Its product is annotated as signal peptidase complex subunit SPC3. Lineage: Eukaryota; Fungi; Ascomycota; Eurotiomycetes; Eurotiales; Aspergillaceae. The record is from RefSeq and is a predicted model, not a curated record. Gene Ontology annotation, biological process: protein targeting to ER. Bases 1 to 762 code for a protein of 253 amino acids. The transcript is spliced from 2 exons. Gene Ontology annotation, cellular component: signal peptidase complex; membrane.